AAUCAUCCUCGACUAUGGACCAUGAUCCUCGUCUACCAACUUUUCCCCGAAGCUGCGCAGAAGUUGAUGUAAAGGCUGUUGACGACCUUCUAGAGAGAGAAAUGAGCCAACUUUCGUUCCACGAGCAGUAUCAGGUUUGUGAAGAUGUCAAGGGCACGAACUCUUUGGCGUUAGCAGAGCCAAAUGAACUUGUGUCAAUGGGAUUAAAUGCUCUCGAAAAUCAACUGAAGAUUCUAGGGGAAAGUAUUAAGUAUUAUCGAUUAGCAGAGAAAUUAAGCAAUGAAACGAUAGAAGCUAGAGCCUUCCGGUUACGAUUUGCAAGAGCCGAAUGCUUUGAUCCAGCGAAAGCAGCGAUUCGAAUGGAUAGGUACUUGAAAAUGAUAUACGAAAACUUUGGGGAGGAUUGUCUCAGACGGCCAUUACAGCUAAUCGAUUUAAACAAGGUAAAUUAUGAAUAUCGUCUUCCGGAGGCAACGCGAAGAAUUUUCUGAGGCGUCAACGGUUUCAAGACUAUGAUGACCGACAACACAAGAAAAUAUCAAUGAAAUUCACAAUCUCACGCGACGCGACGACUCCUUCAUCUUCUAAUGUUUCCAUCGCAAAACAAAAAAGGCCGAACGGGAUCUCUUGAGAUCUGGGUGCAUACAAAUCUUUCCUUAUCGCGACCUGUCGGGACGAAGAAUCAUAGCUAUGUUGGGAGACCUUGGCACCCAAAAUCACACUCUGAAAAAUAAAGUAAGUAGCCUUCAAUUGUUCGAGAUCGCGUUUUUUCCGAAGUCUAAAAACAAACAAAUAAUAAUCAUUUCUUUUACAUGGUCAUCUUGUUGCUGAAUAGAUAAAGGUCAUUGCGUAUUUGAUGCAAGUUAUAUCGGAAGACGAGGAAACACAAAAACAAGGAUGCGUGUUUUUAUUCUGGCCCUUAGAGCCUACAAGUACCGUAAUUCAAGAGGUAAACCACGCUUUUCAAGUUUCUCCUGUUCGAAUUAGCGCCUCCCACUUCUUGCUGUACGAUGACGUUCAAUUUCGAAAGCUUGGGUCCUGGCAACUUCUUGCCAUGACUCKGGAGAUGAGAGCAAGAACACGGGUGCAUUUUGGUAAGAAUUAGUGGAAGAGUUCAUGUUUGAACACAAGCAUUCAAGAUACAUUGUAUACAUUUUUUGCGGUCAUUAUGGAUUUCAUCCUAAAAUUCGAUCUAUCGGAACAUUGUUUAUCUCCAUUACAGGUUCAAUUCACGAAUGCCAACAAAAGUUAUCGGAGUGUGGAAUAUCAUCUCACUUUCUCCCGGUCACUAAUACUGGGAAUGUGAAGAAUCAGAAUCUCCUUAAGUGGUUUGCUUUUCGACAAGCAAAGGAAAGUGCUUUCAAGCAAGGACUUUAUUUUGAUGGUGUUGAUUGUCCUUCUGUUAAAGAUAUUCUGACAGGGAAGGGUCCACAAGUUUCUAGCAACCCUGCCAAUGUGGCCUAUCGAAAAAUGAUGGAAAAGAGAUUCAUUGAACACAGAGAUGCGUUAACUGUAGACAAAAAGACGUCGAUAUCUAGGGAAAUUGUGGAAGAAGUGCUGAGAAGCGGCGGUCGCUUUCUCACCAAAGAUAAAGGGUGGUGGAGUAUCUGUGACUGCGAUACAGCGCGAGAGAAAGUGAGUGUUGCUUUCCGUGACAUGCGCAAGAGAUUUCCACAAAAUCACAAAAGAAGAAAAGUAGAAAAAUGAUCAUUGGUUGAUAAUUUCAAUUAGCCAAAUAAUGAUGAUAGGGGUAAGUGUGGUGGAUCAAWUUUUKUUGUUGCGUGACAUCCUUCCUUGCAACCUCAGAGCAAGAAUUGGAUUGUCUCCCUGGGUAAUGCCGCUGAUAUAAUAGAAAUAUUACAGUACU
Messenger RNA from Pseudo-nitzschia multistriata, 1867 nucleotides. Lineage: Eukaryota; Bacillariophyta; Bacillariophyceae; Bacillariales; Bacillariaceae. The record is from the annotation of a GenBank genome assembly.